AACCAGCCGACUGCGAGCCUGUUGGUUUUGUGAAUCAGAAGAAUGUGAAUCACUCACUUUGAUGGACUGCACUGCAUUGAUCAGCAAUCGUGGAGGAAUGUUGGCUUUUCAUAAUAAACCUACAGGCUAGACCAGAGGCUGGGAGGAAAGGAGACUGUUACCUGCUGCUGCAGCUGUGUCUCUCAUCAGACUGAUGUGAUGGCUCUCCUAUACGGAGUGGGAACCAGAGGCUCGGAAAGAGUGAUUUAGACUCUCUUCUUGGCUGCAGCAUCUUCACGACCCCCCUGGAUGUUCUCUUGAUGUUUUGCUGUGGUCUGGGACACUGGCGGAGAGAACAGUCCUCCUAUGGUUCGGCGGACCGUCAGGACACAGGGGCCACAGAGGAGAAGGAGAAGAAUGCCCAAGUCCAGCUCGAGAAGGCCAAGUAUAAACCAGUUGCUUUCGCUGUGCGCACAAACUUCACCUACUCUCCUGCAGACGAUGACAACGUCCCCAUACCAGGACACGGGGUUUCAUUUGAAGCUAAAGACUUCCUGCAUAUCAAAGAGAAGUUCAACAAUGACUGGUGGAUUGGACGGCCUGUAAAGGAAGGGGGAGAGGUUGGUUUUAUCCCCAGCCCAGUGAACCUGGAGACUAUUCUGAUCAGGAGAGAGGUGCAGGCCAGGAAAGCCGCCAAAGCGCUGGCCAACAAAGCAGCUAGUGCUGCCAAAGAUGAUUUGAAUGCAAAGAAAGCGGCUCCGCCACAAACAGUUCAGCAAGUAAAGAAGAAAUCGGGAGAGCAAUUGGCUGCAUAUGAUGUUGUGCCUUCCAUGCGUCCUGUGGUGCUCAUGGGGCCUUCACUUAAGGGCUAUGAGGUUACGGAUAUGAUGCAAAAAGCUCUGUUUGAUUAUUUAAAACACAGAUUUGAAGGAAGAAUAACUAUCACCCGAGUGACUGCGGAUAUUGCACUUGCCAAGCGGUCGAUCCUCAACAACCCCAGCAAACACGCCAUAAUGGAUCGCUCCAACACCCGCACCAAUUUAGCUCAAAUCCAAGGAGAGGUUGAGAGGAUUUUUGAGUUAGCACGCAGUCUACAGCUUGUGGUUCUGGAUGCUGACACUAUUAACCACCCUCUUCAACUAAGCAAGACCUCCUUGGCCCCGAUCCUGGUGUAUGUCAAGAUUUCAUCACCCAAGGUUCUCACAAGAUUGAUAAAGACCAGGGGCAAAUCUCAGACUAAACAUUUGAAUGUUCAGAUGGUGGCUGCAGACAAACUAGCCCAGUGUCCCAAUGAGAUGUUUGAUGUCAUCUUGGAUGAGAACCAGCUGUCAGAUGCCUGUGAGCACAUUGCUGAUUACCUGGAGGCCUAUUGGAGAGCCACACACCCUCCGGAAAUGGAGCCUCCAAAUCCCAUGCUGGAGAAACUGGCAGAAAACACACUCCCCACCAGCCCCACACCUGCUAAGGAUGAACAGAAAAGCAAGAAAACAGCCGCCACCAAAAGAAAAGGAUCUCUAGAGCACCAGCAGGAGCAUCAGCCCCAAGCUCAGGAGACGAGAGAAGAGGAAGAGGAGGAGGAAGAAGAGGAAGUGCAGGAGGAGGCUGAGGAGGAGGAGAGGCUUCUUCGCAGUGAGCCAAAGAGACACAGUCAUCAUCAUCACCACCACCAUCAUCAUCACAACCGCUCGGGCACCAGCCGACCGCCUGAGACCCAGAACAAACACCAGCAGCACAUACGCCAACCACAGCCCGCCGACAUGGAGCUGCUCCCUGCUAAAAACACUUCAUACGCUUCAGAACCCCGGAGCAGGCGCAUGCUCCCUGGUGAAGGCGACCCGGACCAAACCGAGGUCUACCAAAACAGGACUACAACUCAAAGGGACCAUAAUCACCAACAUCACAACCAUCACCAUCGGCAUCACCACCACCGGCGCGGCACCACAGACGCUCAGCCAGAAUAUUCCCAUCACGGGCAGCAGGAUUAUGAGCUGGAACACAAUGAGCACAACAGGCAACAGAGACCGCAAAGCCAUCUGCGCUCGCACCAUUACACUCAUCCACACCACAAUCACUACCACUACCAGCGGGACAGGGAGAGGGACAGGGGUGUGGAGACGGAGGAGUGGACUGAAGACAUGUACAUUCAUCGCUGAGAUGGACCUGGUUUUUAAUGCUGCUAUGUGAAAUGCUGGCUACUGUGUACUCAGGACAACAUGGUUUCUCUUUCUUUAUUUGUCCUGCCUCUUUCUGGUCAACAUUCAUUUUGAGUCACUCAUUUGUGUAAUUCUGUGUUUAUCUGGCAUUGUAAUGUACUUGUCUUGAUCUCAUGCCUGUGACUACCUUUUUCUAAUGUUUUAUUCGCAUUUGGUCCAGUUCUGAGUAUGUGGUUACAUCUUUUCUCAUUAUUUCUCCUGUUUUUGAUGGUCAAACAGUAUAGACACCUUUUGUGACACUGAUAUGCAAACUGUUCAUGGCAUUUAACUGCUCUGUUCUCACUCACCUUUAUUUAUUGCCCCUGAAAAAGAUAUCUUAACAUUUACAUUUGUUAUGGUUUCUGAUUUUUUUCCCUCAUUGUUUUCGAAAA
Molecule: messenger RNA, 2563 nt
Organism: Danio aesculapii
Lineage: Eukaryota; Metazoa; Chordata; Actinopteri; Cypriniformes; Danionidae
Gene: cacnb2b
Product: calcium channel, voltage-dependent, beta 2b
Exons: 13
Coding region: 300-2132 (610 amino acids)
Biological process (GO): chemical synaptic transmission; neuromuscular junction development; regulation of voltage-gated calcium channel activity
Cellular component (GO): voltage-gated calcium channel complex
Molecular function (GO): protein binding; high voltage-gated calcium channel activity
Source: RefSeq, a predicted model, not a curated record